Molecule: messenger RNA, 1164 nt
Organism: Stylonychia lemnae
Lineage: Eukaryota; Ciliophora; Spirotrichea; Sporadotrichida; Oxytrichidae
Source: the annotation of a GenBank genome assembly
AUGAAUGCUUCUAACAUAAGUGUUUAAAGCUAGGUGUCAGAAAGUACAGGAACAGAUGAUUCUAUCAACGAGAGCCCAUGGAAAUCUCAAGUUGAUUAAAUUAUCGAACAUUGCGUCACAGAACAGUUUGACUUGGCAAUUAAAGUGAUUGGUAAAUGUGAACCUCCAUUUAUGCCUCUAACGUUCUCAAUGUGGAGAAAGCAUAGUUUAAAUAAGCUGAGGACGUAUUUAGCAGAUGUUACAGAUGCAAACGGAAACUCUCUACUAUAAGUAGACGUAAUAAUGGGAUACAUGAGUAACAAAAUAGAUAAUGAAUAUCUAGAUUAAAAGUAUCUACCCCUUUUGGUUGAGCAGUAUCUAUUUAAGUUAAGAUAAAAUGAGAAGUACAUGACUCAGCCGUAGCUAAAUGAUCUUUCAAACUAUAUGGAUACCCUUAAAACCCAGCCAGCAUAUGAAAAAUUCCUCAGAGUAUUGGCAGAAUGGUUUGCAUUGAUGGAACUCUGUGAUGAUUUGAUGGAACGCAUUGAAGAAUAUGGCAUUGCACACUAUGUAGACAUGCAGUAAGUUGAACAGAAAAUAAGAAAUAACUGGGGAGUUCACUAACUUAAAGACCAAGAGAAUAUGUUGUUUAAGACCUUUGAAGGUGCCAAAGGGUUGUUCUGCCAAAGUAUAGUAAAAGUUGGUAGAACUCUAAGCAGUUAUCUCUCUUGGUUUGGACUCAUUGGAAUGGUUCAGUCCUAAAUAGUUAAAAUGGUGAUUGGGAUGUACUUUACUCAUCCUACUGUCUUUGUGGGUUCAAUAGUGUCAGCCCUUGUUAUGAAAGCUGGUUCUGAUAAACUUGAAGAGACUUAUAUCAUUAGCGAAUUAGAAAAGAUAACUGACUACUUUGCAAUAAUCACUUCUAACCUAAGAGCUUAAUACUUGCAUACAAGUAAACUAGUUACCUAAAGCUUCACUAAGUCUCAUGAGAAAUUGAUUUAAAACACUACAUAAGAGUUACUUAAAGCAGUUAACGAUUUAAUCAAGGGAGAAGGAAAAGAUAACAAAGGUUCUUUAUUGAGAUAUUUUGAUGAAAGAGAUAUGGAUUAUGAUAAGCUGUCUCAGCAGGAUGUAGCUGGUCUCUAAGACUGGGUUAAUAUCGUGAUUAAAAAAGAUCAAAAGUGA